UGUCCCAAAGAUGGUCCGGCUUCUAGGAAUUCCUGACAUUCCUAAAUUCCCCAGGCCCAGGUACCUUCCUGGUCCAGAGGAUGGUGGCUUGUGCCUCUCCUCCCCCAAGAUGGGCCACUCCUAUACCUUGAGUCACAGCAUGGGCUAGGUAGGGCUGCUCAAAGCUGGAGCUCUUCCUGCAGAGUGAGAGCCAAGGCGGGCUGCUUAAUCCAUGACUUGAGGCCUGAGGCUUGGGCUGGAGCUUGGGCAGAGUGGUAGCAGGGUUCCCUCAUGACAACCCUGGCCAGGCAUCCAGCCCUCAUUCCCUGCUGGUUCUCUGGAUUUUGGCUUUUUCUUCCAGCAGCCACAUCACCUGCCUUUAAGCUCUUCGGAGUUUUCCUGGGGUUUCUGGCUCUCUGCCUCCAGACUCCAAGGUUUGGAGAUAGAAACUUGGCCAUAAUUGGAUGCCUUGGUGGUGGAGAAACCUAGGUCUGGGGGCUGGAGCCAGGAAGGCUUGGGUUUUUUCACCUGGAGAGGGGUUGAAUCACUUCCCAGGCACCUGCUGGGAUGACUCAGGAAACAAAAAUGGCCUACCUCCCUGAUUGCUUAACUUUCUAGCCCCAGGGUCAGGUCGGGGGUUUGACAAGCCAUAGGCACUAAAGGGGUUGGAGUGUGAGUGGCUGAUGUUCCUCAGUUCAUUGUGGAAAGGAAUUGACUUAAAUUGCCAAUGCUUAAGAAGGGAGGAAGGAGCCCUAGUGGUGCAGUAGUUAAAUGCUCAACUGCUAGCCAAGAAAGGUCUACCCAACAACUGCUCCGUGGGAGAAAGAUGUGGCAGUCAGCUUCCCUAAAGAUUACAAGCCUUGGAAACCCUAUGGGGCAGUUCUCUGUCUCACAGAGUUGCUGUGAAUUGGAAUCAACUCCGUGGCAAUGGGUGAGAAGGGAGGAGAAGACAUUUCUAGCGACCAGACCAGUGCUGGAAGGCCUGACAUUUAGGUGUUGGGUGGGGAGAGGCGUGGUACCCUGAGGACAAGUGUUGGGGACUGGGAAGAACAGGACACCUGGGUUUGCCUAGGGGAGGAGGGAAUGUUGGCGCCCUUAAGGAGGUGUGGUCUUCUGGGAGGGACUAGGGAGGAGUCUUUCUUUAAAAGCUCUUCCCAGGUCUGGUUUGCCAGCCUCAGACUGUUGAGCCCAGAGAGAAUUGUGGCCCCUGGGCUGCAUCGCCCACAGCUGCAGGAACUCCAGACCAAGAGAGGGAAGGUUGACCACCUCCCUGAAGGUAGGCCGGGUCGCCAGCAGGGAGUAGAAGGAGAGGGACUGUGGAUUGGGAGAUCCGAGAGGCGAGAACACAAGGAGAGCAGAGCCUCUUCCACCUCGGGGUACCAGACUUGGAAUCCUGCUCUUCACAGUGUGCUGGUUAGUUGGCAGCAGGGGCUACAUUUUAAGGACUCUGGACUUGAGGACUUUUUUUAAAGACACGAAUUUCUCCGUGACAACUCCAGAGUAGGAAGACACUUCUAUACUGGAUUUUGGGAUCAACGGUUCACUUUGGAGGGGAGGGCGUUCAGUACACCCUCUUAAGUUUCCUCCCAGUGCACCAUGUCGCUACCGGGUUCCUCACAGGACCAGGCCUGGAGCCUGGAACCCCCCGCUCCCAUGGCCCCUUCCUCCCUGUCUUUGGGGUCUCAGGCGCCUGAGGGUGUGGGCAGUCCUGUGGUCUCCACCGGGCUUCCCUUGGAGAAAGUAAAGCGGCCCAUGAACGCUUUCAUGGUGUGGAGCUCUGCCCAGCGCCGCCAGAUGGCGCAACAGAACCCAAAGAUGCACAACUCUGAGAUCUCCAAGCGCCUGGGCGCACAGUGGAAGCUGCUAGGCGAGGACGAGAAGCGACCCUUCGUGGAAGAGGCUAAGCGGCUCCGAGCCCGGCACCUCCGUGACUAUCCCGACUACAAGUACCGGCCCCGGCGCAAGACCAAGAGCCCAGGCACCAGGCCACCCCACUUCAGCCAGGGAGGCAGCGGCGUGGCUGGUGGCGGACCGGUCUACGCGACCACCCAAGGGACCAGAGGCUUUGGGUAUCAGCCCCCCAACUAUUCGACAGCCUACCUGCCUGGUGGCUACAGCUCUUCCCACUGCAAACUUGAGGCCCCCGAGGCCCCCUCAGCAUGCUCCCUAUCUCAGAGUGGCACCAUGCUCCAGGGUGAGCUGUUCACCCCCUAUCGUUCCUACAGACCCCCAGGCUCUCCCACUGCCUACAGCCCUCCCCUAACCUACCUCUAACUCCCAUGGACAUGGACCACCCAGGAAGGGCCUCACCCUCCUUUUCCACCCAGAGCCACUCCCCACCGCGAGGCUGCAAACCUUUCCCGCAUCAGACCGCACAGUUCAGAGGGAGGCUGCGUCCUCCCAAGCUGGGGGAACAACACAACACUUGGUCCUGCUUUUUGUAUGAAGAACACAGUUUUGUAUGAUUAAAUCCUGUCUCUGAGUCUUUAUUCCAUCUCUGCACCCCUCACUGCGAUGGGAACCAGUGCCAUCUCCACUCCCUUCCGCCUGGACCUGCCACAGCAGGAAGCUCCUCACCCCACCCUGGGGCCCUGCCUUAGUCAUCUUCUGUUCCCCCUUCUCCUGCCCAGCGCUGGGGUCCAGGAGACAGCCAGGAUGGGGGAGGGAGGCAGCUGCAAGCCCUCAGUCCCUCUGGGGCCAGAAGGGAAGGGGGAGGUGUGGGGCCAGGGUAAGACAUUUGUCCAGGAGAACCAAGUAGCUGGGAACUGCUGCUAAAGGGGGAAUCUCAGCCAAAUGAUUCAAUGAGUUAAUAGUACACGUACAGCGCUUGGAGCAGGGCUCAGUAACUGUCAAAACGUCAGCUUGAAACACCUGACCCCCAGCCUCUCCUUCUUAAGGAUCUGGCCUCACCAACUGUGUGUUUCCAUUAAAAACAAAUCCUGGCCCAAGACACUGCAAUUGUGUGUGGGUGU
Messenger RNA from Loxodonta africana (African savanna elephant), 2951 nucleotides. It is a transcript of the gene SOX15, whose product is annotated as SRY-box transcription factor 15. The transcript is spliced from 2 exons. Gene Ontology annotation, molecular function: DNA-binding transcription factor activity, RNA polymerase II-specific; RNA polymerase II cis-regulatory region sequence-specific DNA binding. Gene Ontology annotation, biological process: anatomical structure morphogenesis; positive regulation of transcription by RNA polymerase II; negative regulation of transcription by RNA polymerase II. Lineage: Eukaryota; Metazoa; Chordata; Mammalia; Proboscidea; Elephantidae. The coding region runs from base 1576 to 2253 and encodes 225 amino acids. The record is from RefSeq and is a predicted model, not a curated record.